AUGCGGGCCUUAAGCCAGCAAGAUGCCGAAAGGCUUAUCAUCGAGAUCCCAGAAGUUGAUAGGCUUCGUUCCUGUUCCAAGUUGUACAGUGCGAAACCACAUCUCGCUGGCGACCUGCAGCACGCGGAACGCAUCCGAGACCUGUGGCGUUCUUACGGCAUCCCCACUGAGCUUGUCCGGUACGAUGUGCUGCAGAAUUUUCCAAUCCGUUCAGCCUUACAUCUCCAUUGCGAAGAUGGCUCGAUAGCCUUCGAUGCGAGCCUGAUCGAAGAUGAUGUGGCCGAAGAUCCGACUUCAGCUCCGCAGAACGGGCUACCAUCCUUCUUCGGGUUCGGCGCGCAUGGCACAGUGAGCGCGAAGCUCGUUUACACGAACUUUGGCACAUUAUCGGACUUCCAGCUACUCGAAUCAAAAGGCAUAUCCGUGAAAGGCAAGAUCGUAAUCUGCAAGUACAGCAAGGUCUUUAGGGGAUUGAAAGUCCGAGCGGCAGAGCAAUUUGGCGCAGUCGGGGUGAUCAUAUACAGUGACCCCCAAGAAGAUGGCGAAUACACCGUGAAGAACGGGUAUAAACCGUAUCCCCAUGGCCCUGCAAGACAUCCGAAAAGCAUUCAGCGUGGCAGCGUCGAUUUCUUCUCCGUCUCUGUCGGCGACCCUACCACGCCAGGUUACCCGAGUUUGCCAGGAGACGAUACGGAACGACGAGAUCCAAAACACGCAAUUCCUUCUAUUCCCGCUAUACCAAUAUCUUUCAGCGAUGCGAUACCAUUCCUAGAAGCAUUGAACGGCCGAGGGUUGGGUCCGGAUGAGUUUGAUGAGGGAGGGAGCAAUUGGAAGGGGGCCUUAGAUAGUGUUGAUUAUUGUACAGGCCCAAGCAAAGUCAACGUGACGCUAUGCGCUGAAGGAGACUACCGUUAUUCUCCUAUAUAUAAUGUUAUUGGGACUAUUGAAGGCCAAACAGAUGAAACCGUUAUCUUAGGUAAUCAUCACGAUUCGUGGUGUUGUGGUGCCGUUGACCCUGUGAGCGGAAACGCGGCGAUGAAUGAAGCAGCACGGGGUCUUGCCAGGCUGGUAGAGAGGAGUUGGAAACCAUACAGGAAAAUUAUCCUAGCUUCUUGGGACAACGAAGAAUAUGGGCUUGUAGGAUCCACAGAAUUCGGCGAACAGCACGCGGAAUGGUUGACGGAGAACUGCGUCGCCUAUAUCAACGUGGAUGAGGCUACAAAUGGUGGCAAUAUUCUUGGAGCUUAUGGGAGCCCAUUAUUGAGCCAAGUUCUUCGUGAAGCAGCGAACGUGAUACCUUCACCGGUCAACGAAGGCAAAACAGUCUAUGACGAUUGGCUUCGCCUCCAGCAAGAAAUUUCAGGUCCUCUCAACCAACCCAACUUGACUGUGAUGGGCACCGGAAGCGACUACACGGUCUUCUUCCACCACCUCGGCAUCUCUUCUUUAGAUAUGCUUUUCAAUCAAAAGGGCACAGCUGUUUACCCAUACCAUUCCAACUACGAUAGCUACUACUGGAUCGACAAAUUUGGGGACCCUGGCUUCAAGAAGCAUCUAGCUAUGGCUAGGCUCUGGGGUCUUUUAAUCGUUAAGCUUGCCGGAACACCAAUAUUGCCUUUCAGAGCUUCCGAUUACGCAGACGCCCUGAAAAGACAUGUCAAGUCCCUUAGUGACAAGGGUAUAUCUGGCCUAAUUCUCGAACCGUUGGAAAGGUCAAUCUCUAGAUUUGAAACAGCGACGAAUACAUUCGAUUCGAGUGUGCAUCGCGCAGAAUUGGGAACGUCCCGGCAACGAGUACCAAGAGCGGAAGAGGUUAGCAAAGUCUAUAUGAAACUUGAAAGGUCAUUUUUGUUGGAAAAGGGUGGAUUACCUGGACGGCCCUGGUAUAAACAUCUGAUCUUCGCACCUGGCCUAUGGGCGGGUUAUGAUGGAGUUGUCUUUCCGUGUAUUACGGAGUGCCUUGAGAACGGCGAUGUCCCCGGUGCGAACAUAGCAAUUCAGGAAGUUUCUGAAGUCAUAAAUCAGGCUUGUUCCAUUGUCAAUAAGAGGUGUCCAGCUGUCCGAUAGGAUACCGACCUACCAUGGCCCUCUCAUUCGAUGUCUUACACGAGAACUGUGUUUUUCGAUGUAUAAGUACUGGAUACCAAGUUCCAAGGUUGGCAUUCUAACAGCUACAUAUUUACCCCCGAAAAUGCUCA
Annulohypoxylon maeteangense is the source of this 2198-nucleotide messenger RNA. RefSeq names its product Zn-dependent exopeptidase. The record is from RefSeq and is a predicted model, not a curated record. The transcript is spliced from 4 exons. Gene Ontology annotation, molecular function: carboxypeptidase activity. Bases 1 to 2067 code for a protein of 688 amino acids. NCBI's taxonomy places the organism in Eukaryota, Fungi, Ascomycota, Sordariomycetes, Xylariales, Hypoxylaceae.